Molecule: messenger RNA, 1118 nt
Organism: Emiliania huxleyi CCMP1516
Lineage: Eukaryota; Haptophyta; Isochrysidales; Noelaerhabdaceae
Exons: 2
Coding region: 86-766 (226 amino acids)
Molecular function (GO): calcium ion binding
Source: RefSeq, a predicted model, not a curated record
CUGCAGCACGACGAUCGAAUCGAGACGGACGAGGAGGGCUUCGUGGCCGCGAUCGGCGGCGAGCCGCUGUGCGACGAGCGCAGCUAUGCCCUCGAUCACGGCCUACAUCCGCGCCCACCCCGAGAUCGUCCCUGCAGAGUGCGCGGCGAUCCCGAUCGAGUCGCUUCUCAUGAAGCACUGCGCGGCCGACGCCUGGGUGUACAUCUUCCGCGCGCUCGACUCGAAUGGCGACGGAGCCCUCUCCCGCGCCGAGCUCGCCGCCGUCGGCCAGGCCGGCGUGCUGACCCGUGCCCAGAUCAAGAAGGCUCUGCGAGACAUUGCCGGCUACGACACGCACGAGGCUCAGGAACUCUUUCUCGACGCGGUCCAGCGCGCCGCGGGGCUGCCGGACGGCAAGGCCGAGCUCACGCUCGAGCGCAUGAACGAGCACUUUGAGGCGCACCACUCCCACCGCUCCACGCCGCCGGUGACCCCGAAUGCCUCCCCGACGCCAACUCCGGUGAUAACGCCCUUCGCGUCCUUCUCGUCGCCAACACCCUCGCCGCUGCCAUCGCCCGCAAAGGAUGAUGACAGGCUGCAUCGCGGCUUCGACAUGCACCUGUUCAAGUCCUCCCUUCUGGCGGGGCAAUCAAUUGUCGCCGGGCGCAACCGGUCGUGGCACGUGCGGAGCGCCAAGAAGGGGGCCAAGGGGCAGGAGUCCGCUCGCCCAGGGCGGCCGCGCGGAUGGUGGCCGUUCUCGCGGCAGAGCAAGCCUCUGGCCGCGUAGACGGUUGCUUGAAUGGGCUCGGCCCAGGACCCGUCCGAUGCCACCGCUCUGUGCUCGCAGUGAAGUUGUCUUUGGCUCUGCUAGUCCCCUGAGACUGGGCCUGUACUGACGUACGUAUGCGUCUCGAGUAUUCUUGCCUUGUGUUUGUGUUGACUAUGCGGUACUUUAGCGACUUAGGUGUGCUGGCCCCCUGUCUGUGAGAGCGGGCAUGUACGUAUAUGUGUAUCGGAGUAUUCUUUCGUGCCUUGUGCUUGUGUGACUGUGUGCGCGGCAUUUUACGUUUCACACUUGAGCGAUCACUUAGGUGUGUGGAUUUCGCAUGUCGAUGUGGGUGAAUAUGUGCAAUGUACGC